This is a messenger RNA of Gloeophyllum trabeum ATCC 11539, 1563 nucleotides long. RefSeq lists its product as uncharacterized. The record is from RefSeq and is a predicted model, not a curated record. The transcript is spliced from 2 exons. Lineage: Eukaryota; Fungi; Basidiomycota; Agaricomycetes; Gloeophyllales; Gloeophyllaceae. The coding region runs from base 1 to 1563 and encodes 520 amino acids.
AUGACUGGAGGACCUGUCAUCGGAGACGGAAUGCCUCUCCAGACCACCUUGAUAUUCACUCUUCCUCGGAGUGAAAGAAAUAGGAGUGUAGAAACAGUGACUCGGCCCUGGGCACCAGGAAGCGAUGCAGCUCCAAUUGACAGGAUACCCGUGGAACUUCUGUCAAUCAUCAUGAUUCUGGCUGUUCCUCAGUUUGAUUUUGCCUCCCCGGACUGGGAUUUUCUUCCGAAACUCGAACGGAGUAUGAGUGAUAUCUUGGAUCUCACUGCAGUAUCUCGCCGGUGGAGGCAGGUUGCUGAGAAUACACCACAGCUCUGGAGUUGUCUUCACGUUCGAGCUCAUGAGUCGAAGAUAGAGGAAUAUUUCAUGAAGACCUGGAUGUCUCGUUCGAGGGCGGUACCACUCAGCGUCUCCUUUGACGGCGACACAGAGGAGCCAGAUUCGGAAUGUUUCAACCUCCUCAGAGGAAAUCUGCACCGCUGUAAGCAUCUGCAGCUUGACGCCCCUGCACACAUGAUAUCCUCGCUUAUGAGCGGGUCGUUCCCGCACCUGGAGACCGUACGACUUCUUAACCGCUACAAGGAGCAGACACUGGCACUCAAGGACCUCUCAUUGUCCUCCGCUGCCCCAGGAAUCCGACUCGUCUAUUUGCAGGGCAUCAGCUCUGACUUUAACACCAAGUCCUUUAACUGGUGGUGUGUCACGGAGCUCAUCCUUGAAGCCACCGGUCUGGCUCUCAUGCCUUCCAUGACUGUAAUCGCUGAGUGUACCAACCUUCACAUCCUGCGACUCACCUUCAACAAACUCACGGAGGAAGAUGCGAAGCCCUAUUUUGAUGACAACGACGGGCCAAGGCCCCGCUGCGAGAAACUGCAUACCCUGGAAGUCAAGGCGCCCGACAGCUACUUGGACUUCUCAGUAUUCAUCUGGUGGCUCUUCCUGCCUGCUUUGCGCCGAUUAAAGCUGUACGGCUGCUUCGUUCUUUAUCCUUGCCUGUUGGAGAUGAUUCCAAGGGAUGGAUGCUUGCUCGAGGAGCUAGUCAUAGAUCAUGAUGCACCAGACCCAUUUACCACAGAGGAGGAGCAUCUCCUGACAUUCUUUAAGUCCUUACCAGACCUGCGGACACUCGAAAUAAUUGGAGGAAUACCCGAUGCAUUCCGCACGGAUAUUGCCAAGCGCCUGACGUUCAAGCCUGGACGACCUCGGAACGACUAUCUUCUUCCGAAGGUGGAAUCGAUGAAGAUAUGGGGCCUCGGCGGAUGGGCCAGCUACUGGGACAUUCAAAAAAUGCUUGAAUCAAGAAGCAAAAUCGGGGCGGAGGCUCCGGCGACGCGUUUAAAGUGCGCAACGAUCACAUCCCGCGGAUAUUCACAGAAACACCGGUGGGACCUGAAAGCAGACGGGCACAUCAUCCAUGAUGGAUGGCACAUUCAAUACGGUUUCCUGCCCUUUGUUCCUACUUGCGAACCGCGAUCCCCCGGUGAUGAAGAUGAAGUGGUACAUUCGACACUGGCUGUCACACCUUCCCCGCCCCCCGAAAUUGACGCAGAUCUCUUAGAUUGA